GGACGCCAUCUUGAAAAGGUCAGCAGUUAGGACGGUUCUAUCAGUGAUGUGGGGAAGGAUGGCAACCGCACUAAAGGAAUAUCGAAUAUUUAUGUAUGCUUCCCAAGUUGCUUAGAAGCCAAUAUUUCAAAUAAACUCCUAGGUCAACAUAUUAGGGUCUGGCGUGUAUAAAGGGAUAGUCCUUAGCAAGUCUUCCCCAGGUGAAAAUACCAGUUACCCCCUAUCCCCUGCCUCUCGGCGGUGGUACAUCCCAAUCCGAGUGUGUGUUCGCGACUACGACGAGUCUGCCGCACUUCCGGCCAGAUCGCCGGAUAUCCGCUGAGUGACCCUUACAAGUCCUUUUUGAUCCUGAAGUGGUAUAGGUGCCGCUGUUGGUGCUCGUGUUGAGACCAGAACCGCAGCCGGGCAUGGGGCUGGAAGACGAGCGAAGGAUGUUGACCGGGUCCGGAGAUCCCAAUGAGGAGGAAGAAGAAGAGGAGGAAUUAGUGGAUCCCCUGACAACAGUGAGAGAGCAAUGCGAGCAGCUGGAGAAAUGUGUAAAGGCUCGGGAGCGGCUAGAGCUCUGUGAUGAGCGUGUAUCCUCCAGGUCACAGACAGAGGAGGAUUGCACAGAGGAGCUCUUUGACUUCUUGCAUGCAAGGGACCACUGUGUGGCCCACAAACUCUUUAACAACUUGAAAUAAAUGUGCAGAUUUGUUUGCCCCAGCCUUCAUUACCUGGGCAUCAGAAUAUUUCCUUAUCAUCUUGAACCUGCCAUUUGUUUAUCUGUGUAACUAAGUUCUUGUGAACCUCAAGGAUUUUGACUUAGACAAGUAGCUUCUGUGUAAUUUUCAGUGAUUCCAUCUUAAUAAAGUUCAGUAAUCAUCA
This is a messenger RNA of Vicugna pacos (alpaca), 867 nucleotides long. It is a transcript of the gene UQCRH, whose product is annotated as ubiquinol-cytochrome c reductase hinge protein. Gene Ontology annotation, cellular component: respiratory chain complex III. Gene Ontology annotation, biological process: mitochondrial electron transport, ubiquinol to cytochrome c. Lineage: Eukaryota; Metazoa; Chordata; Mammalia; Artiodactyla; Camelidae. The record is from RefSeq and is a predicted model, not a curated record.